AAUUUGGCCUCUGAAGCGCGGAACCUGUAUCAGUUUGGAUUAAUGAUCUGGUGCGCCACAAGUCGGAGUCCAUGGGAUUAUUACGAUUAUGGAUGUUGGUGUGGAUAUGGCGGAUCAGGUACUCCUGUUGAUGACACUGACAGGUAUUGUUACCUUAAACUGCUUCGUAGGCUUUCACUUUUGUUAAAGCCUUUAAAAAGUUAUGUUAAAUAGAUCAAUUUUCACUUCCUUGCUGCAGCGGUAAUCUGAAAUUGCAUAAAUUUGGCUUACCGCGCUACGAUAUUGGUCGAAAAUGACUUGAAAAAGCAGAUGGAAAACUGAAACCCAUCGGUACUUAGUCACUCGUAUUGUCCUCGCUUGAAGCAAGUUUACACGUCUGCACCUGAAAAUCAAUUAAUAAUUGCUCCAUACGACAAUUUCGUUGUUACGAUUGACUACCAUAUGAACUUACGUUUUUGGUUUUACAACACCCAGUCGUUAAAUGCUAUAUUUGACAUGACGUCUAUAACAAACUAAAACACCAUUCCCUUUAUUUGCCUUCCAUAUACCCACGCUUUUUUCCGCGCCAGACGAUAGAGAAAAUGGUGGGGUCCCUGGGCACACUACAAUAGACAUGCGAUACCUUACACCGUGCUUCUCUUCGACAGUUCACUCGUUCUUUAAGUAUAUUUUAAGCCGAUGUUUUUUGUCCUACAACUAUCACGCAGCCAAUGCUUACAAGAUGACAAAAAUUCUUAAAGCCCAUAGCAUUUAUAGUUUGUUUACAAUGGCAUAAAAUUGUCUUUCAUCCUGAAAGGAGAACUUAUUUUCCCAGUGAACCUGCAUAUCGCUCAUAAUUCACCAUUAUAUCUUUAUCAAUUUGUAUUUUAGAUGCUGCCAAAUACACGACUCAUGUUACGAUGUUCUUGUUAACAACAGCAUCUGUUCUACAUGGUGGAAGCCGUACUUUCUUAACUACCUUUUCACUCCCUGUCACAAAUGUGGUAAGAGUUCGUGCAUAUAGAAAUCAGUCGUUUAUUUUCUCUCACUAUUCCAAAGUCAAUCAUCAGCUUAACGCAUUCAAUAGCCUUCAAGGUAAGGGAAAUGUUUUUGCAUUUUUCAGGCAUGCGCGAAAUGCGUGUCCGUUGCAAAAACGGAAGCACAAAGAAAUGACGCUAUUUUAAUUACCCACUGCGACAACUACGGCAAAGUUGCUACUUGUUCAUUUUGAUGUCAUUUUGGUAUCAAUCAAUUCUAAAGAAGACGGAUCUUAUCGGAAAAAAAGGAUCAAACAAAUUAAACAAGGAAAAAAACAGCAUCAAAAAGAGACGAAGUGGUUGUGUAGUGCGUUCAACUCUGAGAGAUUUGAACAACGGAGCUUUCCUGUUACUUAAGAUUAGAAGGAGACAAACUCAAAAAGAUUUCCAUUGCAUCGAUUAUAAAUUUGUUCUUAACUUACUUGUAACCUGAGAGUAACAACAAGUGCGAACACUUACAUUUAUUGAUCAUGAUGAAGAGCAGAAAAAGAAUGAUUUUGCACUUUUUGUAUUGCUACUACUACUACUACUACUACUACUACUACUACUACUACUACUACUACUACUACUACUACUACUACUACUACUACUACUACUACUACUACUACUUAACUUUAACAGAGGCUAAGGGUCCCAAUGAAAUGGGAUUGAUAUCAAGCCAGAUUUUAACGACGAGUUUAGUUUCUUAUUUUACACAUUUUUCAUUUGCUCUAAAGUACUGCACAUUAUGAUAGCGAGAUGAAGAAAGCCCAGGGAAAGAGGUGCUUUAGUACAGUAGCUAUUAUUGUAGAAGAAAAAAAUGCAAAAGAAAUGACGAGAAAAGGAGUGUUGCAGAAUCAAAAGCGAUGUAUUCCUUGCCUUCAUUUUAGCAGCUUUUAUAAAUUUCUUUUUUUAUCACCAUCUCUUUUCAGACCCUGAAUCUAGUUAUCCAUCUGAUGAAGUGGAUGUCACGUGCAAGAGAGCUCUUUGUGAAUGUGACAGCCAAGCCACCAAAUGUUUUGCGAAUUCAACUUUUAAUGCGGCGAAUAUCGACUACGACACUUCAAAGUGCUGAUGCAUAAAUAAUGAAUGAAAAAUGGUUAGAUACCUUAAUAAAAAAAAGGUGCCUUAUCAGAGAAAAAUUCUAUUCUAUCUGCGCGAAUUAAAGAACAAUAUUGAAAACCGAAAUUUCAUCCCGAAAGCUCUAUCACUUCCCAACCCACCCUUCCCUCCUGGUUAUGUAGAGCAAACAACAUUAAGGCCUUUUUUGUCAAAUCGUUGUCUCAAUUCUCUAAGAGUCAUCAUUUUAUUGAAAGUCCGAUAGAAAUUGGCCACAUACUCUAAAAUAUCAUAUUUCUUUGGGGUCUGGCCACAAAGCGAUCGAUCUCAAUUGUUAGUACUGGCCAUACCAUCCAAGAUGGCGUUCCUUCUUGAUGUGCUUUGCGUUAAUUACGGAUAGACGGGUGGGCUUAGCAGGGUUAAACUACGAUCGAAUUUUUAUUAAGCAUUGUCUCUGGAAAAAAAAGAGAAAAAAAUACAGAUGAACGAGUUUGAAGUCAGAACGGAAUUUUAAAAAAGUGUGAGUAAAUUUACUUUGAAUUACACUGUUACGUAAGUGUCGGUGACGUCCUAAACCUGUGUAAAUACCGAAUUCGACAUUUUCGAUCAUUGUUGUCUUUUUCUCUUUUCUAGAUAUAGAUGAAGUAAGUUUAGCCAGAGAAACAAUUUCAACAAAAACAAUCGUUCAAUUCUCAUAAAAGAGUCAUUUUGGGAUGACAAAGGAACCGCAGGAUUUGCUCACUCUUUACAUUGAAUGUGUCCAUAGCAAGAACAUCUUUUGUCAUAUGUUCUUUCAAAGAGCGGGUCCGCGAUAUUCAUGAUCCGAUGAUAAAGACUUAUUUCCCAUGUCCUCUACAACGUUUCCUUAGAUGAGAUGCUGCACGGUUUAAAAAUUGAUAAUUAAAUGCUGGUUUUAAAAAAUUUAGUAAUAGGGACCAAGAAGAAGUUCAAUUGGCAACAUUUAAGCAGGAAAUAUGAUGAGCAAACGAAAAAGUAUUAUGUAGUGUGUGGUAAAAGGUUUUAUGCAAACAACUCAUUGUUGUGUAAAUGAAAAUCCAGAGUUACUUUAAAUCAUGAAACAGGUGCAAUGACGCCUUUUCAUAAUUCAGCAUUCAUUUGUCAAUCAGCAUAGUAUGAAAGGCAAACAAAUUUUGUGGUAACCACGUUCUUCGUCUUCUACACUCGGCUUUGUUAUGUUAGGCUUUUAAAGCUCUGAAGCCCAAGAGCAGAGAUGUCCAGGAAAUUUUGGCAAAGAUUUCUUUUCGUUCUACCUACCGCUUUAGCUUAUUUAGUUCUUUGUAUUCUCCUUCAAAAUGAGGUGAGGAUCGUAUUUUAAGUUAUCAGAGCUAACAGCGAGCUAAUUUAUCUAAUAUGAUCUGAUAAUUUGAUCCAUUGGAUUUAAAUAACCAAAGGCCAAAGCAAAAAUCCUCAAAGCUUUUAUCUUUUGUUUUCAGGCUUUGAGUGAACCUCUCAAUAACAAAGGUAGGGAUCAGUACUGUUAAGUUGGUUCGUGAGUGGGAUAUAGAUACCAUUAGGGUGAAUUAUUAAAAUGCCAUAAACUUGUUCAGAAUGGUUCUCCACGAAAGUUUGAAUCAUGACUAUUAAUUAAUCAAAGGGAAUAAGGAGCACGAGCAGUCAUAGUGUGGACACGUGGGAAAACAGCUUUUAACGAAUUUCGCCGAAACUGAUCAUGUCGGAAAAGUUCGCCCUCUUUAUCGAGAUUAAAGUUCCUCUCAGAUCUCUUCAAAGUGCCGUAGGUUAAAAGCACUUCCCCUGAGUCCAUCAUCUGUAGCAAAAUUUAAUUUGGAUAAGAGUUAUAGAUCAUGUAUUAGUUAUCUUGCUUAUAUGACUUAAGCUUUAGUUCUGUUGGUUGAUUGUGGAUGGUAAAGAAAAGGGGAAGUUUUCCUUUGUUGCUUCAAAGCCCAAUAUGUGCGUUGCACAAUCAAAACGAAUUAACAACUUACACGAAAACCAUUAGAUUACCCGCAGGAAGAUUACAAUAUUGUCAGUAUAAGAACCAAGCCGUUUAGAGAAACCAAGCCAGGAUUUCUAAUAAAUACUUCACGUCUCCUUUCGUUCAAAUUUACAGCCCGAAAUUUGUAUCAGUUUGGUAACAUGGUAAACUGUAUGACAAACAGAAGCAGAUUUGAUUAUGCUGACUAUGGUUGUUGGUGUGGAGCAGGAGGAAGCGGAAAGCCUGUGGACCACGUAGACAAGUAUGCUUUUCUGUAACAGUAGGAUUAUAGAAUAGUUAACGUCCAUUGGUGCAUGAUACCUAAAAGGAACUACUGCAAACUUCGAGCUAUUGGAGCUCAAGAACAGAAGGGUACAAAUGAAAUAAUAUCACUUCGACGAUGUCAACAAAGGGCGCGUUAGAUUUAUAUUUUGGUGACAACAUGAUCCCCUUUUCAUACCAAUGUUACCGUAGAGGUGAAUAAGCAUGUUAUCUUAACGGCACUUUUCGAAUUUCUGUCGUUAACAGAUGCUGUCAAAUUCAUGACAAAUGCUACGACGUCGCCAUGGUCGAGAAGUGUUACUUUUAUUUUCAUGUUUAUUCCGUGGUUUAUAGAUACCAAGGAUGCAGGCAGUGUGGUAGGUAGCGUAUAUUAGAAUUAAAAAUGUCUUUAUCUCUCUUUCAACUCGGAAUUGAAUAUUCUAUUCACUUUUACUAAUCAUUUACUGAGCAACUUCCGAGCUGAGCAAACAAUCAUAAGAACAUUUACUCCCAAAGUUGUAUGCAUCGGUAAUUGUCGGAAUCAAUAAGCGAUAAUCUAUUAAAGAUAUCACAACAACUCGAAACUAUGAAACGUAAAAAAGAAAAAAAAACUUGGACAACACAUAGAAACUUCAGACUCUAUUAGGGAAAACUUUUUUUAAGAUAAAUGCAGAUUUCGUUUUGAAAUUUGAAAAUCACAAAAGGUAACUACGCUGUAAGUUUGUACUCAUAUUUUAAAUGCUUUUUUUUCAUUUCCACCUUCGCUUGUUUCAGAUCCUAUUUCCAGCUACCCCUCAUGGGAAGACAAAGUUGAUGUGGAAUGUAAGAAGGCUGUGUGUGACUGUGACAGCGAUGCUGCACUCUGUUUUAGUCAAUCUGUUUAUAAUUCGUCUCUUUACAACUAUGACACAUCAAAAUGUUAG
Pocillopora meandrina is the source of this 5192-nucleotide messenger RNA. Lineage: Eukaryota; Metazoa; Cnidaria; Anthozoa; Scleractinia; Pocilloporidae. The record is from the annotation of a GenBank genome assembly.